This is a messenger RNA of Pteronotus mesoamericanus, 818 nucleotides long. It is a transcript of the gene PSMA8, whose product is annotated as proteasome 20S subunit alpha 8. NCBI's taxonomy places the organism in Eukaryota, Metazoa, Chordata, Mammalia, Chiroptera, Mormoopidae. Gene Ontology annotation, biological process: proteasomal protein catabolic process; ubiquitin-dependent protein catabolic process. Bases 1 to 771 code for a protein of 256 amino acids. The transcript has 8 exons. The record is from RefSeq and is a predicted model, not a curated record. Gene Ontology annotation, cellular component: proteasome core complex; proteasome core complex, alpha-subunit complex; nucleus.
AUGGCGUCGCGGUAUGACCGGGCAAUCACUGUGUUCUCCCCAGAUGGACACCUCUUCCAAGUGGAAUAUGCUCAAGAAGCGGUGAAGAAAGGCUCCACCGCGGUUGGAAUUCGUGGUACCAAUAUAGUUGUACUCGGGGUGGAAAAAAAAUCUGUUGCCAAGCUUCAAGACGAAAGAACUGUGAGGAAAAUUUGUGCCCUUGAUGACCAUGUCUGCAUGGCUUUUGCAGUAUCUACCUUGUUGAUUGGACUGACUGCUGAUGCUAGAGUAGUAAUAAACAGAGCCCGUGUGGAGUGCCAGAGCCAUAAGCUUACAGUUGAGGACCCAGUCACUGUAGAAUAUAUAACUCGCUUCAUAGCAACCUUAAAACAGAAAUACACUCAGAGCAAUGGACGAAGACCUUUUGGUAUUUCUGCCUUAAUUGUAGGUUUUGAUGAUGAUGGUAUCCCAAGAUUAUAUCAGACUGACCCCUCUGGUACUUAUCAUGCUUGGAAGGCAAAUGCAAUAGGCCGAAGUGCUAAAACUGUCCGAGAAUUUCUAGAAAAGAAUUACACAGAAGAUGCUAUAGCAAACGACAGUGAAGCUAUCAAAUUAGCAAUAAGAGCUUUAUUAGAAGUUGUCCAGUCUGGUGGCAAAAACAUUGAACUUGCUAUAAUAAGAAGAAACCAACCUUUGAAAAUGUUCAGUGCCAAAGAAAUUGAAUUACAAGUCACUGCAAUAGAAAAGGAAAAGGAAGAAACAGAGAAGAAAAAAUCAAAGAAGACUUCCUAAUUCUUAGUGUGAAGGCUGGGAGCUUUUAAUGUUUUGUUGUACUUCUU